Saccostrea cuccullata (small rock oyster) is the source of this 4951-nucleotide messenger RNA. RefSeq names its product DNA polymerase alpha catalytic subunit-like. The record is from RefSeq and is a predicted model, not a curated record. NCBI's taxonomy places the organism in Eukaryota, Metazoa, Mollusca, Bivalvia, Ostreida, Ostreidae. The transcript is spliced from 39 exons. Gene Ontology annotation, molecular function: DNA replication origin binding; nucleotide binding; single-stranded DNA binding. Gene Ontology annotation, biological process: lagging strand elongation; leading strand elongation; mitotic DNA replication initiation. Bases 47 to 4537 code for a protein of 1496 amino acids. Gene Ontology annotation, cellular component: alpha DNA polymerase:primase complex.
UGUUUUUGAAAGCGCCAUCUCGUGGUUCGCGCCAUAUUUACAAAAAAUGGCGCCAGCACCAGAGAAGAACGAACCAGCAGAUGAUCAAGACGAUACAGCAGUGGAACAAGGAUUAGCAAAGUCUCGAUCUCGCAGAGAAAAGAAAGAUAAAGGAGGAAGAUUUGCAGCUCUCGAAAGAUUCAAGAAAACCAAACAAAGUGGAGAGAAACACAAAUAUGACGUAGAAGAAGAGAAGAAUGUGUAUGAUGUCGUUGAUGAAGAUGAAUACUCCGAGAUUGUCCGCCAGCGUCAAGACGAUGAUUGGAUCGUAGAUGAUGAUGGAGCUGGGUAUGUGGAGGAUGGUCGGGAAAUCUUUGAUGACGACCUCAAUGAAGAUCCGGCAGCCAGAAAAGGAAAGAAAGAGGAGAAAAAGAAAAGCAAAAAUCCUAACAUUGUGAAACCAGGAACCAAACCUAAAACAACUAUCAAGUCUAUGUUUGCUGCUCAGUCAUCAACAGGAGGAUCCAAGCUCAAAUCAGAGAAAGAUGUAUCAUUGGCUAAUGAUGAUUUAUUGGGGGACCUCAUGGAGGAGCUUCACCAGGGGCCCUCAGAGGGGAUGAUGAAACCUCUACCCAUCAAAUUGAAAAAGAAAGGCUUUGGUGCUAGCAAGUCACCUUUGAAUCCAUUUAACACCAAUGUACAGUCUCCUCCAGUGCAGGCUGUCAGAAAGAAACCCAUCAUUAAGACAGAACCCAGAACUGUCCCAAUCAAAACUGAACCAAGGUCCCUCCCCAAACCCAACAUUCCGGACCCAGAGGAAAAUUUUGAUGAAAUAGAUGGGAUGGAAUUAGGGGUAGAAUCAGCUCUAAAAACAGAAAAUGACAUUGACAUUCAAGAAUCCUCUGAGGGCCAAGAUGCUGCUGCUAUGAUGGAUUUAAAUGAUGUCGACUUUGAUGAAGAACUUGGCAUCAAGAAAGAGGACACAGCUAUGACAUCUGUAAAACCUAAAGAAGAAAUAAUGUCAAUUCCUUCUGAAACUUUGUCAACUGGGUGGGAGAAUUUUCAGACUGAUUCCCAGGAGGAAUCUCUGGCCGAGGUCAAAGUUGACACUUCAGAGCUACCAUUGGUCACCUCCUCAAGUGGUGAACAAGUCCUGCGAUUUUAUUGGCUGGAUGCCUAUGAAGACCCAUAUAACACUCCAGGGACAGUUUUCUUGUUUGGGAAGGUUUGGAUAGAAAAAGCCAAGGUGUAUGUGAGUUGUUGUGUGACGGUGAAGAAUAUUGAGAGAAGAAUGUAUGUUCUUCCGAGGGCUACGAGGAAAAAUACAAAGACAGGAAAUGACACAGGAAUAGAUGUCACUAUGGUGGAUGUUUACACAGAAUUCACAGAGAAAAUUGUAGAAAAAUAUAAAAUACCAAAGUUCAAAUCCAGGAAAGUAACUAAGCAGUAUGCAUUUGAGAAGGCUGAGGUUCCAGUGGAGUCUGAUUACCUAGAGAUCAGAUAUGGGGCAGACAUACCUCCCCUACCCAGUGAUAUUGAAGGAGAGACAUUUAGCAAUGUAUUUGGCACCCACACAUCAUGCUUGGAGCUUUUACUGAUUGAUUCGAAAAUGAGAGGACCUGGAUGGUUAGAUCUGAAGUUACCACAGCUGGUUAAUCCCCCAGUCAGUUGGUGCAAAAUGGAGGUCAGUAUUGGGAGACCGGAGUACCUGUCUGUGAUAAAUGAUCAAAACCUGACCCCGCCCCCUCUGGUUGUCAUGACGCUGAACCUCAGAACCCUCCCCAAUCACAAAACUCAUCAAAAUGAAAUUGUGGCAGCUACAUGUCUCAUUCAGGAAACAUUUAACAUUGAUAAACCUGCUCCAAAAACUCCAUUCCAACAACACUUUUGUGGUCUAACAAAGCCAAGUGAUAGUCUCUUUCCGUUUGAUUUCCGAGAAAAGCUUCAAAAAGAGGGCAAAAAGUUGAGAGUAGAAAUGCUGCCGACUGAGCGGGCUUUAAUGGGAUUCAUUCUGGCCAAGAUUCACAAAGUAGACCCAGAUGUCAUUGUAGGACAUGAUAUCUUUGGAUUUGACUUGGAUCUUAUCCUUCACAGAAUAAAUGCCAACAAAGUGCCUCACUGGUCAAAGAUUGGGAGACUAAAAAGGACAAAGAUGCCAAAAUUAUCUGGUGCUGGACACAGAGGUUUUGCAGAUAAAACUGCAGCAUGUGGUCGACUGGUGUGUGACAUUAAACUCUCAGCCAAGGAGCUGAUUAGAUCUCGUAGUUAUGAUCUCACAGAACUGGCCAAUGUCAUACUGAAGGCAAAGAGACUAGAACUGGAUUAUGAUCAAAUUCACAAUAUGUAUAUGUCAUCACAUCAGUUGCUGCAGCUGCUAGAACUUACUCUGAUGGAUUCCACGUAUAUUCUACGGAUUCUCUAUGAAUUGAAUGUUUUACCUCUGGCACUGCAAAUAACUAACAUCUGUGGAAAUGUUAUGACAAGAACUCUCUUAGGAGGAAGGUCAGAAAGAAAUGAAUAUCUGCUUCUACAUGCCUUUACUGAAAAAAAUUUCAUUGUCCCAGAUAAAGAGUACAAAAAAGUAACCGUGCAAAAAGAGACGCUGGAUGAUGAUGAAGCAGAGGAUGUUGGGAAGGGAGGUAAAGCCAGUCGGCGUCGUAAACCUGCAUAUGCUGGGGGUCUUGUUUUGGAGCCAAAGAAAGGUUUCUAUGACAAGUACAUCUUACUGCUGGACUUUAACAGUCUGUACCCCUCCAUUAUACAGGAGUAUAAUAUCUGUUUUACCACAGUCAGCAGAACAGCUGUACAACAGGAAGAUAAAGCUGAUGAUGAGGACCCGCUGAUUGAGCUUCCAGACAAGGACCUAGAGCCGGGAAUCCUGCCAACAGAGAUCCGUAAACUUGUGGAGAGUAGACGACAGGUCAAACAGCUGAUGAAGGGAGACAUCUCAAACGACCAGUACAUGCAGUAUGACAUCAGACAGAAGGCUCUGAAGCUGACGGCUAACAGUAUGUAUGGUUGUCUGGGAUUCAGUCACUCCAGAUUCUUUGCUAAACCUCUGGCAGCACUCAUCACAGCAAAGGGGAGAGAGAUUUUAAUGAAAACAAAAGACUUGGUAGAAUCUAUGAACUUGGAGGUAAUUUAUGGUGACACAGAUUCCAUCAUGAUCAACACAAACUGUACUGACCUUGACAUGGUCUACAAAGUAGGGAACAAGGUGAAAUCGGAGGUGAACAAGUUGUACAGGCUGUUAGAGAUUGACAUUGACGGAGUGUUCAAGUCCAUGCUAUUACUGAAGAAGAAGAAGUAUGCUGCCCUCAGUGUGGUCAAAGGUCCAGACGGCAAGUACAUCGAACACAAGGAGCUGAAGGGACUGGACAUUGUCCGCAGGGACUGGAGUGACCUCGCCAAGGAGGCCGGAAACUUUGUAGUGGAACAGAUUUUGUCAGGAGAGUCCAGGGAGACCAUUGUGGAAAAUAUUCAUGCUAAGUUGAUGGAAGUUGGGGAGAAGGUCAAGAAUGGACAAAUACCUAUAGAAAUGUACCACAUUACCAAGCAACUGACAAAGAAUCCUGAGGAUUACCCGGACAAGAAGAGUCUGCCUCACGUACAGGUGGCCCUGCGAGUCAACAGCAAGGGAGGGAAGAAAAUGAAGGCAGGGGACACUGUGGCCUACAUUAUUUGUGAGGAUGGGUCUUCCUUGGCAGCCUCUCAGAGAGCCUACCACCCUGAAGAGUUGGCAAAGAGUGACACACUGACAGUUGACAUCAAAUACUACCUCUCUCAGCAAGUACACCCAGUUGUGUCAAGAUUAUGUGAUCCUAUAGAAGGAACAGAUGCAGCACAUUUAGCAGAAUGUCUAGGUCUGGACCCCUCAGGUUACAAACAUACUGUCCAUCAUUAUGAUGAUGAGGAAGAAGCCUUACUGAAUGGAGCUGAGAUUUCUGAUGAAGAGAAAUACAGGAACUGUGAGAGGUUUAAGUUUACCUGUCCAGGGCUUACCUGUAAAAGAGAAAUCAUUGUGGAUUCUGUCUUUCAAGGAGCUGAGGAGUUCACAGAAUGUUCAAUCAGCAUAUGUCCAAAUAAUGAAUGUAAAACUGAUUUGAGGAAACACAUCCCAUACAUCUGUAAUAGACUUCAAAUGGACAUAAGGAGACACAUUCAAAAGUACUAUCAGGGCUGGCUGAAGUGUGAGGAUGCUGCCUGUGGAACUGUGACCAGGAGAGUCCCCUUGACUUUUCAGCGAGGGCAUCCUGUGUGCUAUGUGUGUCACAGAGGACUGAUGCAUCCACUGUACACAGACACCAUGCUGUACAUGCAACUGUGCUUUUAUGAACAUAUUUUUGAUGCCGAUAGAGCUCUCAAGGCUCUAACAGAAGGUUCUAAAGAAAAACAUGCUGCUUCAGCAAAAAUGAGUCUAUGUAGAGCAGAGUAUGCCCAAAUUAAAGAUAUAGCGGCCAGAGCCAUUAGAAGAAGUGCUUACUCAGAAGUCAAUUUAGACAAACUGUUUCAGAACACCUUCCAAAUUAAACCACGGCACCAUCAGAUGUCAUCGUGACUUUGAUCAGCAAUCCUUUCGCUUGUAUUCUCAGGAAAGAAGCUUAAGUGCCCCCUUCUUAAGGCCUUUAAAUUACAAGUUCAUUGUGAUUGUGCAAGAUUUGAACCUUGACUACUAGUAACAUGUAUGGGUUUAUAUCCACAAUACCAAAUUUAGGUAUUGUUAAAACUGAAUAAACUCUGUAUAAAGGAAGAAUGCAGGGGAUAUUAACAUCAAAUUUUUCAUAUCAUGUAUUUAGGAAAAAAAGUAUCAUUUUGUGCAUAUUUUAUGUUCAUGGUAUACAGUGUAUGACAGUAAGGCAUAUACAGUGUAUAGUAUUAUAUACCCGACCUCCUGAAUUCAAUUCAUUGUUAUUCUGUAAAUUAUUGCCAAGUAGGUGUGCAUUUUUCCACUUGCAAAAAUAAGAUAGUUGGA